Molecule: messenger RNA, 1266 nt
Organism: Solanum lycopersicum (tomato)
Lineage: Eukaryota; Viridiplantae; Streptophyta; Magnoliopsida; Solanales; Solanaceae
Source: RefSeq, a predicted model, not a curated record
AUGACUGGUACUUCUGAAGAAACAGGAAUAGUCUAUGUGACCAUCAGAAAUGGUGAACUCACUGAUCAGAGUGAGUUGAUCUCUCAAUUAAUGCAACGAAUUACAGAUAUGCAAGAAGAGCUUCAACAAACCAAACAUUUGGCAAAACUGGCCAUUGAAUCGAAUGAACCACCCCUUGAAACUAGAAGAUUUUCUCCUCACUUUCCAUCAUUAAGUUCUUCGUUACCCAACUACUUCCCGAUCCAUACCACAGGACCCAUCACUUCCACUCCUAAUCCUCAUACCAUUGACUUAACUUUGACAUACCCUUCUGUAACAUUCCAAAUUCCACCAGCCUACACAAUCCCUGAACCAUGUCCUAGCUUUCUUGUUCAACCGGAGCUGGAUCACUAUGAAGAGAUGGAAAAGGAGUGGAGGCUCAGAGAAGAAAAACGUGAACAAGAAAUGAAUGUCAUGAAGGAGGCCAUCUCAGAAGCAGUUAAAAGGGUUCAAACUUCAAGGAAAAUCACAGAACUUGAGUAUGAAGACCUUUGCAUGCACCCUGAUUUGGAAAUACCCGAAGGUUACAAAAUUCCAAAAUUUGAAACCUUCAAUGGUAUUGGCAAUCCCAUGGCUCACCUGCGAGCUUAUUGUGACAAACUUUUUAAUGUCGAAGCAGUCCCUGAUAGAUACUAUUUGGAAAAAAUCAAGCAAAAGACAACGGAGGACUAUUGUGAAUAUGCAUGUCGUUGGAGGAAAGAAGUUGCGAAGGUACAACCUGUGAUGACUGAAAUCGAAAUAACCUCUGCUUUUAUUCGAGCUCAAGAGCCCAAGUAUUAUGAAAGGAUGUUGCCCAUGAUGGGACAAAAGUUUUCAGAGCUGAUCAAAAUGUUAGAAGCCAUAGAAGAUGGACUCAAAACUGGGAAGCUUACGAGUCUCACUGCUUUGCAGGCCGCCAACAAAUCUUUACCAUCCAUGGCCGCAGGAUUUGCUAGGAAAAAAAAAGAGAAUGUCUCCGUUGUAUCUUUUAGCCCAAGGUCAAGGCCACAAAGGGACCAGUUUGUAGCUCGAGUACUGAUUUAUAAUGGUUCAGGACUCAAUAUUUGCCCGUUAUCAACCCUUACUCAGCUAAAUCAUGAUGUUGGAAAAAUCCGUCGAAGUCGCAUGAAUGUAAGGGCGUUUGAUGGUUCGCAAAGAGAGACCAUGGGAGAGGUAGACUUGUGUAUCCAAAUGGGGCCUGCAGAAUUUGUCACUGAAUUCCAAGUGAUGGGUAUAUCCACAAGCUAA